Molecule: messenger RNA, 3334 nt
Organism: Artibeus jamaicensis (Jamaican fruit-eating bat)
Lineage: Eukaryota; Metazoa; Chordata; Mammalia; Chiroptera; Phyllostomidae
Gene: AACS
Product: acetoacetyl-CoA synthetase
Exons: 18
Coding region: 106-2127 (673 amino acids)
Biological process (GO): lipid metabolic process; positive regulation of insulin secretion
Cellular component (GO): cytosol
Molecular function (GO): acetoacetate-CoA ligase activity
Source: RefSeq, a predicted model, not a curated record
GUGUUUUACUAGCCGCGGCCGCGGCUGGUUCAGUUGCGCUUUCCGCGGCGUGUGCAGCCACCUGCCAUCGAGCCAUCCAGCUCUCGCCGCGCCCCCGCCGCAGCCAUGUCCAAGGAGCCGCCGCGGGCCGGGCCGGACGAGAUCCUGGAGGGCAAGGUGAUGUGGGAGCCGGACAGCAAGAAGAUCACGUUGAUGGACCGCUUCCGGGCGGCCGUGGGCGCUGCCUGCGGCCUGGCGCUCGAAAAUUACCACGACCUCUACCAGUGGUCGGUUGAGUCGUAUGCAGACUUCUGGGCAGAAUUCUGGAAGUUCAGUGGGAUUGUCUCUUCGCGCAUGUAUGAUGAGGUCGUGGACACAUCCAAAGGGGUCGCGGACGUCCCCGAGUGGUUCAGAGGCAGCCGUCUGAACUACGCGGAGAACCUCCUGAAGCACAGAGAGAACGACAAGGCCGCUCUCUACGUGGCCAGGGAAGGCAAAGAGGAAAUUGGGAAGGUGACUUUUGAAGAGUUGCGGCAAAAAGUGGCUCUGUUUGCAGCAGCAAUGAGGAAAAUGGGCGUGACAGUAGGAGACUGUGUUGUCGGUUACCUGCCCAACGGUGAGCACGCCGUGGAGGCCAUGCUGGCUGCGGCGAGCAUCGGCGCCAUCUGGAGCUCCACGUCGCCCGACUUUGGCGUGAACGGUGUCCUGGACCGGUUUUCCCAGAUCCAGCCGAAGCUCAUGUUCUCCGUGGAGGCCGUGGUGUACAACGGCAAGGAGCACGCCCACCUGGACAAGCUGCAGUGGGUCGUGAGAGGACUGCCAGACCUGGAAAAAGUGGUGGUGAUCCCUUACGUCACCUCCCGAGAGGAGAUAGACAUUUCCAAGAUCCCAAACAGUGUGUUUCUGGAUGACUUCCUCGCCACCGGGAAAGGGGACCGAGAGCCCCAGCUGGAGUUCGAGCAGCUGCCCUUCCGCCAUCCGCUCUGCAUUGUGUUCUCCUCGGGCACGACCGGGGCGCCCAAGUGCAUGGUGCACUCCGCCGGGGGCACCCUCAUCCAGCACCUGAAGGAGCACCUCCUGCACGGGGACAUGACCAGCAGUGACACCAUCUUGUAUUACACCACGGUCGGCUGGAUGAUGUGGAACUGGCUGGUGUCCGCUCUGGCCACGGGCGCGGCCGUGGUCCUGUACGACGGCUCCCCGCUGCUGCCCACGGCCAACGUGCUCUGGGACCUGGUCGACAGGGUCGGCAUCACCAUCCUUGGGACGAGUGCCAAGUGGCUGGCUAUUCUGGAAGACAGGAACAUGAGGCCCGUGGACACCCACAGCCUGCAGACACUGCGCACCGUCCUGUCCACGGGCUCCCCGCUGAAGGCCCAGAGCUACGACUACGUGUACCGGUGCGUGAAGAGCAGCGUCCUCCUGGGCUCCAUCUCAGGCGGCACCGACAUCGUGUCCUGCUUCAUGGGCCAGAACCCUUCCCUGCCUGUGCACAGGGGCGAGAUCCAGGCCCGCAACCUGGCCAUGGCCGUGGAGGCGUGGGACGAGGAAGGAAAGGCCGUGUGGGGAGAGAGCGGCGAGCUGGUGUGCACCAAGCCGUUCCCCUGCCAGCCCACGCACUUCUGGAACGACCCGGGCGGCAGCAAGUACAGGAAGGCCUACUUCUCCAGGUUCCCAGGUGUUUGGACGCACGGUGACUACUGCCAGAUCAACCCCAAGACCGGGGGCAUCGUCAUGCUGGGCCGGAGCGACGGCACGCUCAACCCCAACGGAGUGCGGUUCGGCAGCUCGGAGAUCUACAACAUCGUGGAAGCCUUCGUGGAGGUGGCGGACAGCCUCUGCGUCCCCCAGCACAACAAGGACGGGGAGGAGAGGGUGGUCCUCUUUCUGAAGAUGGCCUCCGGGCACAGCUUCGGGCCGGACCUGGUGAAGCGCAUCCAGGACGCCAUCCGCGUCGGUCUGUCCACCCGGCACGUGCCCAGCCUCAUCCUGGAGACCGAAGGCAUCCCGUACACUCUCAACGGCAAGAAGGUGGAGGUGGCCGUAAAGCAGGUCAUCGCCGGGAAGGCUGUGGAGCACCGCGGGGCCUUCUCGAACCCCGAGACCCUGGAUCUGUACCGGCACGUCCCCGAGCUGCAGGGCUUCUGAUGCGCCUCCCCGCCCUGCGCGUCAGUGCCGCAGUGCCGGUGUGCGCGGGAAGGUCCUGAGACGCCCCGGCGCUCUCCAGGGGGCUUGCCCCGUGCCUCUGGUCCUUGUGGGGGUGCCCGGGCUGCCGCACGCAGCACACCAUCCUGACCUGGAGGCUGACAGGGCACACGUGUGUGUGUGUGUGUGUGUGUGUGGCAGUGUGUGUGAGCAUGUCCUUGCACAUGUGCUCCGGCAUGCAUGCACAGAGGGGCUGGCGGCUGCCUGUGUGUGUGUGGCCUCGGAAGACGCCGGGUCAUGUGUACGGCGCUGCCUGGCCUCUGGCAAUAGCACAGCACAAGGGGCCAUCUUGCCCUCAGUGCCCCCUCUGUGGGCCUACUAUGCACCUUUAAGGUGCAAAUCGGCUCCUUCCUUUACUCUGGUCUCUGGCUCCGGCCACUGUCCCUCAGGGCCUGCCGUCCUCCCUUGCUCCUCGCUUGUCACAAGGGCGUGGCCCAAUGUGACCACCCCCCGCCCUGUGCUCUGUGUGGUGACGGGACACGUGCCAUUCCUGGUGGAGCCACGUGUCUGCCCAGCGGAACGGUGGGCACUGCCCGAGAACAGCGAUUGCCCUUGGGAGAGCGAGUGGGUCUCCUGCUGUAACAGGAGCGCCUUGCUCAGUGGACUCUGACUGGUUAGAAACCUCUCCUGUGAGUCGUCUGGUGUGUGGGUGUUUGGAGAACUGGAUGUCCACCCUGUGGGCGGUGCUGCUCUCGGGGAGCUGGCAGCCUCCCCGCCCCCCAGCGGCGGUCACCAUGGAUCCUCGGAGGCAGCUUCUCCGCACCAGGGCUCUGCACCUGGGAAAGGUGUUACAGCCACGUCACGGGUUUGACAGCCAGUGGAUUGUAUGUUCUCUUCCGUUCAGCAUAUUCCUAUAAUCCUAAUGUUCGUUUUUGUAUUUUUUAAAAUGGAGCACAAUGAAAUCCUUUUUUGAAGUGAGCCUGGGGCCCAGGCUGGUGUGACUUAGUAGAUUGAGUACUGUAUUGCAAACCAAAGGGUCGCUAGUUCAAUUCCCAGUCAGGGCACAUGCCUGGGUUGUGGACCAGGUCCCCAGUAGGGGGCAUGUGAGAGGCAACCACACAUUGAUGUUUCUCUUCCUCCCUUCUCCUCUCUAAAAAUAAAUAAAUAAAUAAAAUCUUUAAAAAAAUAAAACAACAUAUGGGGAAAUUGC